Molecule: messenger RNA, 738 nt
Organism: Mesorhabditis spiculigera
Lineage: Eukaryota; Metazoa; Nematoda; Chromadorea; Rhabditida; Rhabditidae
Source: the annotation of a GenBank genome assembly
AUGGGAACACAGCUCGACUAUCGUCAAAGGCUUAACUUUGUCCCGGACAUUGUUAAAAUGUCUGAUGCGGCUGUCCAGUCGUCGCCGAUUCCGGGCGUCCUUGGACAAGCCUGGAUCGAUCAGGUUGAGAAGGAAUUCGACAAAGCAUUCGUGUCGCUCGAUAUCCUGCUCGGCGAGGUCGAUUCAGAUCAGGUUGAGAUCACGUACGAGGGACGCCAGAAGAUGACGGCCCUAUCCUCGUGCUUCGCGCAGCUUCUCCACAAAACGCAAACGUUGCACCACGCCCUUUCCCGCGUUCAGAAUGAGGUGCAUAGCCUCCAAUGUGAGCUGCACUCCAAGACGGCGCCGCACGAGUCGGAUAUGAUCAAAAAGAAGCUGGAUCUUGAGAUCAACGCUUUCCGUGAUGAGGUGAUCCCAUCGUGCGGCAACGUGUUCGUGGGCGAUGCCAUUCUAUCAGUCAACGGCAUCGAUUUGCGGACCGUGAAGCAUCAAGAAGCCGUCGAGAUCUUGUCCACUCAGCAAGGCGACCUGGAGCUGGAAUUGGUGUUUGUUUCGCCGGAUGAGGACUCGGAUGACGAUGGCACGGUGAUGAUCGAAGAUGCUGAUGGGACGCUAUUCAACAUGUACAACAACAACAAUCUGAACAGCGUGGCGACGGGCAGCACCGGGGCGGCCAGCAGCGAGCCCCAGUCGAGCUCAAGGUCUUCGACGUCUUCUCGACCAAAUUCUGGAGGCCUC